Molecule: messenger RNA, 2934 nt
Organism: Canis lupus familiaris (dog)
Lineage: Eukaryota; Metazoa; Chordata; Mammalia; Carnivora; Canidae
Gene: IL5RA
Product: interleukin 5 receptor subunit alpha
Exons: 11
Biological process (GO): immunoglobulin mediated immune response; cytokine-mediated signaling pathway
Cellular component (GO): external side of plasma membrane; membrane
Molecular function (GO): cytokine receptor activity; protein binding
Source: RefSeq, a predicted model, not a curated record
CCCUCUGCUAUUGAGCAUGGUCAUCGGAAACAAGAGGAUCACCAGAUCCAGGAUGUGAUUAUCAUGGCACCUGCAUUACUGAUUCUAUUGUGGGCUACAGUGAUACUGAAAGCAGACUUACUUCCUGAUAAAAAAUCUUUACUUCUCCCACCUACCAACUUCACCAUUACAGUUAUUGGUUUAGCCCAAGUCCUUUUACAUUGGGAACCAAAUCCUGAUCAAGAACCAAAUAACGUGGAACUAGGCUAUCACGUGAGAAUAAAUGCUCCACAAGAAGAAGAUUAUGAAACCAGAAACACUGAAAGCAAACUCGUAACCGUUCUUCAUCAAGGCUUUUCAGCAAGUGUGCAGACCAUCCUAUGGGAUGGCCACUCCCUCCUGCCAAGCGACUGGGUUUCUGCGGAGCUUAAAGCCCCACCAGGGUCUCCUGGAACCUCGAUUGUGAAUUUAACGUGUACCACAAACACAGUAUUCAAUAACUCUAAUCCGUUAAGACCCUACCAAGUCUCUCUGCACUGUACCUGGCUGGUUGGCAAGGAUGCCCCGGAGGAUACACAAUAUUUCCUCUACUACAGGUACGGCUCCAUGACCGAAGAAUGCCAAGAGUACAGGAAAGACACCCUGAAGAGAAAUAUUGCAUGCUGGUUUCCGAGGACUUUUAUCAGUAGCAGAGGGAGUGACUCACUGGCAGUGCAAGUAAAGGGCUCGAGCAAGCAUACUAUAAUCAAGCCCUUUGAUCAGCUAUUUGCUCUUCAUGAAAUUGAUCGAAUUAAUCCUCCAGAGAAUGUCACAGCAGUGAUUGAAGGAAGCGGUCUUUCUAUUCAGUGGAAGAAACCUGUUUCUGCCUUUCCAAUUCACUGCUUUGAAUAUGAAGUGAAAAUUUAUAACACAAGGAAAAAUUAUUUCCAGACGGAAAAAAUAACAACGAAUGCAUUCAUCUCGAUAAUUGAUGAUAUUUCUAAGUAUUCCAUUCAAGUGAGGGCAGCAGUGAGCUCUGUGUGCAGACAGACGGGGUUUUGGAGUGAGUGGAGUCAACCUCUACAUGUGGGAAAUGAUGAUCAGAAGCCCUUCACCGAAUGGUUUCUUAUCGUGCUUAUGGCAACCAUCUGCUUCAUUUUGUUAAUUUUCUCCCUCAUCUGUAAAAUAGGUCACUUAUGGAACAGGUUGUUUCCACCGGUUCCGGCACCAAAAAGCAGUAUUAAAGAUUUCUUUGUAAUCGUCAACUCUGAGAAAACUGUUUCCAGUGAAACAGAAAUUGAAGUCAUAAGUUAUGUGGAAGAGCCUGGAUUUGAGACCCUGGAAGAUUCUGUGUUUUGAUUGGCACUGUAACAUUCUCAGAAAUGAACUCACACUCACAUGCCUCAGUGAUAAGAAGAACGGGAACUGUUGUUUCUUGGCCAAGAAGAGUUCUGGAUUUACUGAACACUCGGUUUAGCUGCAAGGCAAUACUCCCAGACAAAUCUCUUAAAAGCAUGGAUGCCUCAUCAAAGACUCUGUACUCAUUCAGGGUGAUUGAUCAAUCUGACCAUUCUGCUAGGUCUUUUCUCCCCACUCUGCAGGGCACCAACUUCUCACCUGCCAGUCGUGGUGAUUUACAUUACGUACCUCAAACUUUUGUGCAAGAGACAGUUUUUAAGGCUGAUGUCAACUGGCAGAGCUGGUUUUACAGCUGAAGCUGCCAAUGGUAAUACUUAACUGAAAUAUCAGGAAGAAAGCAUUUUGUACCAGCCUGGAGUUAAUUACGAACUUAGAUUCAAGGCUGUCUUUCCUAGAGCAAGUGGGAGCUUUUUUCUUUUUCUUUCUUUUCUUUUCUUUUUUUUUAGUAUUCUAGAAUACUUUUUCAAGAAGUGUAUGGAGGCAGAAGGUGGAAGAGAGAGAGAAGGCUUAUCUUCAGCUCUAUAGGUAGGAUUUAGGAAGCACAAUUUGAGGCAAACUCGUUAAAAAUAUUCAGAGCUGAUAUGUCACUCCAGACCAAAGCAGAGAAUAGGAUUUUGUUUGAGAUUAUAUUCUUGAAGGCAGCCUUGAUAUUUGGGAAUAUACUGAAGAAGGCGUUAGGUAGAAUUGGGUUGGAAAGGGGAUUGCUCAAUCAAGAAUGAACUUUCUGGAGAGAUGUUUGCUUACAAAUAUUUUAGAAGCAACUUCUCAGGUGCUGUUCAAGUAGCUCUGGGUCAAUCCUAGCCUUUUAGGUUUGGAAGGCAUCCUACAAACAUCCCAAUCUAAACAUCCUCCCAUAUGAGUCUGCAUUGAGAUUGGAGGCUUCUGUGAUGGGGAAUGGGCUACUGGUAGAAACAAGUACAUACAGGUAUGUCCAGGGCAGAGCAGAGGUAGGAAGGAACAAUUAGUACUUGAAAGGACCCCGGCAGUGCUGCUGGUACCUGUCCUGGAGUAGGAUGCUUAGGACAGGGAGAGGUCGUAGUGUUCAGACCCCCCAUAUGAUAGCACAUACCGGAUGCUUUUCAGAGUUGUUUUAGUUAACGGGAUUCAAUAAUGGGACAUACUGACUACCAAAUACUUCCAGAGGGUGUUCUUUUGGUAACCAUCCAUUGAGACUAGCAGGGAGUUGGACCCAGAACAAUAGAGACAGCAGUAUGACACCUACCAGUUAUUGCCUGUUUCCAAGUAUUAUGGGCUGAAUGUUUGUGCCCGUCCCCCUCCAAUUCAUGUUGAAGCUCUACACCCCAAUGUGAUGGUCUUAGGAUGGUGGGAGGGGGCUUUGAGAGGUGAUUAGGUCAUGAAGGUGGAGACCUCAUGAAUGGAAUUAGUGCUCUUUUAAAGGGCCCCCACAGAGUGUUCUUUCCCCCAUGUAAGGAUAUGAGAAGUUGGCAUUCUGCAACCAGGAAGAGGGCUCUCCCAAGAACCCUGCCAUGUGGGCUCCUUGAACUAGGAAUAGCAGCCUCCAGAAAUGAGAAAUAUAUUCCUGUUGUUUCUAAGUCA